This is a messenger RNA of Solenopsis invicta (red fire ant), 2643 nucleotides long. Its product is annotated as phytanoyl-CoA dioxygenase, peroxisomal. The transcript is spliced from 9 exons. Gene Ontology annotation, biological process: fatty acid alpha-oxidation. The coding region runs from base 1756 to 2643 and encodes 295 amino acids. NCBI's taxonomy places the organism in Eukaryota, Metazoa, Arthropoda, Insecta, Hymenoptera, Formicidae. Gene Ontology annotation, molecular function: phytanoyl-CoA dioxygenase activity. The record is from RefSeq and is a predicted model, not a curated record.
AUUGAAGAAAAGAGUAUCGUUCAGAAAUUCUGAAUAUUAUGGAAUAUCACGAAACUGCGAGAAUAUUGCGUAUUACGUAACACAGGAAAGAAAGAUAAAUAAACACGUGUGCAUGUGGCGUCGUGUGAGUCACCGCGUGUAAAGAUAGUUGGUGUCGAUAACGAAAGUAAGACGCAAUACGCGCGCCUGCUUUUCACGAUAAUUUGCAACGGAAGAGGACAAAGCGUCUGAUUCAUUUUGUAAAGCAAAGUGAACAAACGCAAUUGUUUUCAGACUGCUUUAUCUAUCGUUAUUAAUCUUUCCGAAUAAAGCAUAUUUCAAAACGGAAAUAAAGUCAAAUGAUUAUGAAUAAGUUCCAAGUACAAUUAAUAUUUUACAUUGUUGAAAUUAUCGGAGACAAAAAUUACAUAUUAUUUAUCAUUUCUAUAUCGUCCUGAACACUAUCACACGAAUAUGAUUAAGUUAUUUGCGUUUAAUAUUCAAAUUUGAAAUAAAUUUAAGACAUUCGACUAACUUCACGUAGAGCUUUCGGUGUGAUAUCUCCCCGCGAGACAAAGGAAUUGCGUCAUUUUUGCUCAAGAAUAAUAAUGAUAGUAGAUUUUGAAGCUAAGCGAACGAGGUAAGAAAGAAAUAUUCUAAACACGAUAUCGCGUUGCUCUGAUUUUUCCAUUGUCGUUAUAUUUUUCCGAAUAUAUACAAUGGAAUAUAUUUGAAAACUAAUAAAAUAUCGUUAAGAACAAUUUCUGUAAACAAAUUUUAAUUUGAGACAAAAAUUACAAAUUAUUUGUAAUUUCUAUGUCAUCUUGAAAAUUGUUAAACUCGAAUGCGAUUGAAAUACUUACGUUUAAGAUUUAACUAUCUCCAGUGAGAAAUGACAAUGGAAACGACAUCGAACUAAUUCGCCUAUCGAAAGGCGAAUUUUUUACAUUCAUCGAUUAAUCAAUCGCAUUAUGUAUAAAUGCAGUUUUUACACAGUAAAAUUUUUGCGCAUAAUGUGAUUAAUCAAUCGACGAUUUAAAAAAGUCGCCUGAAAUUAUCGAUUCAGCAUCAUUUUGAUAUCGAUUCGAUGGAUCAACUCUCGGAUAACUUCACGUGCAACAGUCUUCGGCAUCGGCGUGAAGUUAUCGAAGUGAGUGCGUUCGUGAUUCACUCGUAUUGCGUCGUUGCGAGGAGAAAGCGAGAUAAAGGCCAAUCUUUACGCGAUUGCAGAACGGCCUUCAAGAAAAUCACGUCAUUUUUGCGCAGUUGAUUCCCCAUGAAAAAGGAGAAAAAAAGGAAAUGCCUUCUCUCGCGCAACUUUGUGCAACUGCGCAGUAUCUGCGCGUCAAGGUGGUAACCUUCGCGGUGUCGAUACGCUGAUAACAUAUCGAGAAGUUUCUUUUCGACCUGUCUUUUUCGUAAAAUUAUGCAAUUCCUGUUGUGGACUCUGAUUAUCUCUAUCAGCUGUGGAGAGAGAAAUAAAUCGUGAAGCAAACAAGAUAUUUCCCCAAACGUAGAGUAUUCGGCUUUUUGGACGAAUUCUGAACCUUUUUAUAAAGAAAUGACAACGAUGGGAAUCUUAUGAAUGGUGGCAACCAUGUAAAAGUUCUCAAGGCUGAAAGUAACUGGGCAGAUGAAACUACUCGGCAACAUUGUGAGAGCACGCAUCGUAAUCUUUUGUGAUGCGUUGCUGAGAACAACGAAUAAUAGCAUUAGUGCAAAUAGAAGUGAAACUGUCGAUCCGAUUUUAAAAGCAUCGAAUAAGGAAAUUCAAUAAUGACUUCAUUACCUUUUCGCUACACAAAAGAUUACGUCAAUCGUCUUACGAUAAACCAAAGGAUAUUCUACGAGAAGAAUGGAUAUUUAGUGUUUCCUCGUCUCAUACCGCAAGAUGUGCUUGACAAAUGUCACGAAAGAUUUGACGAAAUCGCCGAAGGCAAGGUUUCGCGAGAUGGAAUGAUAGUAAUGUACGAUGUGAAAGAUAGAAAAUCGAUAAAUAAAAUACAGGAUAUACAUAUAGAUCCAGUCUUCCGUCAAUAUUAUAUUGAAAACGAGAAGAUCAUUGACAUAGUCGAGUGCUUCACGGGACCAAACAUUAUGGCGAUACACAAUAUGCUCAUUGCUAAGCCACCCGACAUUGGAUUUGGAACUUCAAGGCACCCACCACAUCAAGACAUGUAUUAUUUUCCGUUUCGACCAGCUAAUAAUAUAGUAGCUGCGUGGACAGCCAUGGAACCUUGCGAUAGCGAAAAUGGAUGUCUCUUUGUAGCACCUGGAUCACACACUUUAGGACACAUGUUCCCGCAUAAUUAUCCUCCAAAGACAGAAGGAAUGGUGAACAAGUUUUAUCAUGGCAUACACGAAUUGCCUUCAAUGUUUAAUCGUUGGGUGAAUCUCGAGAUGCAGCCCGGCGACACGGUAUUUUUCCAUCCGUUGCUUAUUCAUGGAUCUGGCAUUAACAAAUCAAAAAGAACGAGACGAGCAAUUUCCUGCCAUUACGCAGCAGCAGAUUGUAACAUUAUCGAUGACGACCCGCUUCAAGACACCAUCAGGAAUGAAAUUUUGGAGCUAGCGAAGAAAAAGUAUCCCAAUAUAAAUGUGACAUACCCGGACAUAUGGCGCUUCAAGUCCUUACUCGUGCGCGGUAUUCAAUCCUCUUUAUAA